Messenger RNA from Cydia pomonella (codling moth), 5780 nucleotides. It is a transcript of the gene Fer2, whose product is annotated as pancreas transcription factor 1 subunit alpha. The transcript is spliced from 6 exons. Lineage: Eukaryota; Metazoa; Arthropoda; Insecta; Lepidoptera; Tortricidae. The record is from RefSeq and is a predicted model, not a curated record. Bases 1054 to 1731 code for a protein of 225 amino acids. Gene Ontology annotation, biological process: developmental process; regulation of transcription by RNA polymerase II. Gene Ontology annotation, molecular function: RNA polymerase II transcription regulatory region sequence-specific DNA binding; DNA-binding transcription factor activity, RNA polymerase II-specific; protein dimerization activity.
GGGCCAACAUCAUAAACAAGUCUGCAAAAAAUCAGAACCACCGGAUUUGAUGCAAAUUAAGUUACUGUAUUAAUGUAUUUAUCCAUAUUUAAGUAGGUAGAGUCAGACCAAGCUAAGUUGGCAGCGCUUUUGAUAGCCCAGGCGGGGAACGUGUUAUUUUAAACGUCAAACUUCUAUGAAAUAAUAACGAUUACUUAACACUUAUUAUUAUUACGUAUUUAGUCAAUACAUAGUUGUUCUAGCCUUAUCUGCACCGCAGCGUAAUCUGAGAAUAGGCUAGCUAGGCUGUAUACCAAUCAAGGGUAGGUAGAUCUAUGCAUUUGCCGGAGGAACUUCAAGUAACACUUAUGUAAACUUAUCUUUGGACACUAUCAUCAUAGCUAAUAACUAAGCACAAAAGUGUCAAAAACAAAAAUGUCAUAAUUACAAUUUUAUUACACAGUCGUUUGAGAUAAAUAAGUCACAACCUCACCACCAGAAAUUAGGCUCUAUUAUCCUUAAAUUCCAGUAACAGAAUGCGAUACCUAAAACGUUUGUUUUUCUACGUAUAUCUUUAGGUGCAGUGAGUCAUAGUUUUGUUUACAACAGUUAUAUUGAAUUCGUUAUACAUAUAUACAUGACCUUCGGCCACUAGCACUAAAAGUUGGAAUUCAUGAAAUUUAAAAUUAAUUUAAAGUAAAUUUUACCCUAAUUCUGAUAACUUCAGGAAUACAAGACUAAGAAUUUAAAUGGAAUAUCAGCUACAACCCUCUGUUUCAUAGUGGGUAAAGACCCCGCCCAUCCUGUCCUCGACAGAGACACCCACUUGGGGGUGGCGGCGCGCCGCCCCUCUAAUCUCAACCAAAAAUAAAACUUUGCACACGGGAGUAAGGACUCAGAUGCUUUUAGCAGAUUCGCUACCCCUUGUUUGUCGGAUAAAUAUGAUGGUCACCCCUGGUACUAUAAAAUUAAUUGAGUCGAUUCGCAAAAUCUCAUACCGUUUAACGCUGGCCGCGGAAACAUUGGUGUGUUCGUACGUUAUCAGUGGCAUUGUCAUUUUGUGUUAAAGUAGGUAUGUCAGGAGCCAGGACGCAGAUUGCAGAUUCAUCAACUUCGCCGCCCUUAAGCGACAGUCGGCGGGUGGAGUACACAGGCAUGAAGUUCUCAUACGCGGACGGCUCUGACGACGAGGCUCCGCUGAACGCCGAGCUGCCGUCGUGCGUGUACGCCGCAGCGCGGAGCCGCCUGCAGCUCCCGCUGGCCGCCUACGUGCACCAGCACACCAGACAGCUGCACUCAGAAGUCCUACUGGAGGCGUCGACAGAGCCCGAGUACCAGUGCGGCGGCUCCCCGUACCGCGUGCAGCGCGCUGCGGCCAACGUCCGCGAGCGCCGACGGAUGCUGAGGUCCGGCCCCAAUGGCAGUAUAAACUCGGCGUUCGACGAGCUGCGCGUGCACGUGCCGACGUUCCCCUACGAGAAGCGGCUUAGCAAAAUCGACACACUGCGCCUCGCCAUCGCAUACAUCGCUCUACUCAGGGAGGUCUUGGACGCGGAUUAUGACCCAUUAACAUACGUGGAGAAAUGUUUGAGAGGAGAAAUCAAAGCAGACAGAGCGCAUUGGAAUACAAGUGACCUGACGGCCCGGCUGUCGUGGAUCAACUGGGAGAACCUGGGUGUCAAUCCGCAGCGCCGCAGCGUACUGACGUCGCUGGCUCUGGGCUCGGACAACCUGCAGUAUUCACAUAACUAAUAAAGCUUUCCACUGAUGUAUCUUGGAUAACAUACUUUCAUUGUGGGAACAAUAAAAAUUGCUGUGAGGUGUAAUGUAGUGCAACCGUGCUAUUCACAAAAUGAUCGGGCGUGGAAACUAAGAUCCUGUAGUGCACAAAUCAGCCAAAUGUGUUUACAUAAUAAGCAAAAUGAGAAAUGAAGCUUCAUAUCAAUUACUUACACUGUUUAGAGGCAGUAUAUUUGCAAAAUGUUCCCUAUACAAAAGAAUAAUGAGAAACCCGUCUUUAGAUUAAGUCACUUCUAGUCACUAGUGCAAUCACGCAUAAAUUACCCUUACUUACUUAAAAUUUCAAAGUCGCGUACACUAUGUAGGUAUAUAAAAGCGUAAUGUACACAGUAGACAAAACGUAUGAAGUCUUUGAUUUUAGAAAUGGUCUUAAAGAUUUUACUGUACAUUGGUAUGCUAUGUUAAUGGGUUUAUGGUACACAGCUAAUGCCGUUGGAAAAGAAUCAUGUAAAACAUGGUAUAAGUACCUAAACUACUAUGCAUAUUUAUAAUUUACAAAAUAAUAAUUAAUAUUGUAAUGUUAGGCAAUAGUUAACACGCUGAUCUGCUUUCUGUAACUAAGCAAUAUUAUUAAUAUGGUGUUUUGAUUUUAACUACGUACCUACCAUGCGCGUAAAUGUAAUCAGUGAAGUUAAAUAUACUUAUUUACAGGAUGCAUUUACGAACAAGAAAAUGUUACAACAAAAAGUAUUUUAUAUACAUGUUACCAAAGGUAUAAAAAUAUAUCCCUUAAUCAUUGUUUAUAACCAUUAUAAAUACACGCAUUUUUGUACAUUUGUAGAGUAGGUAGAUAUAAUUUUAGAAUUAAGAUGUAGGUACAGUCGCCAUCAGAUAGAUUGGAGCGUCCGAGGUGCUCAAAUAUAUCUUCACACGCACUCUAACGCCUUAUUUAGUUUACUGAUAACCAAAAAUAUACAUUCAAUGGUAUAUGACCUACAAUAACUGCAACAAAAUACAUAUAUAUUCUAUAAUAUAUAUUACAUAAUAUAUACAAAAACUACAACAUCCUCCACACAUCCUUUAAAUUAAGUUUCUUCCGAAGGCCAUAACUUUUUUUGAAUUCGCCUUUACUACAGACUAUUAUCAUUAUUAACGGGAAAGUUGGAAGGAAAUUUGUAUUUGUUGUUUGCGAGGUACGAUAUCGUCGGCAACAUCGUCUGAUGAUGUUGUCGCUAGAACUCAGUUAUAAAAAAACUACAAUUUUCAACACACUUGCUCAAAACGACGUUUUUAUUCCGAUUUUUGGCUCAUAAUCCUAGAAUUCAAACACGCGUGCUUAUUCAGUAUAUUAUGAGCUUAUAAUAUAAUGAAAAAGCACGAGUGCUAUAAAUUAUAACAUUAUAUUAUAAAAUAAAAAAAAAUAACGCGCCAGCCAUUUUCCGUAUUUGUCAUAAAAUUGAAAUAGUUUGCAUGUUUUUAGUUUAUACAUACAUUGACGAAAAUGUAAUUUUCAAGCAUUGUCAUUUUCAAAAAUUGAUGCUGCCAGUAAUAGAAAAUCAGCAAAAACGCCCAGUCUUAUUUGGAAAACGUGUUGGUAGCUUCAAUUAACUGGCGAAUAAGUGCCUACAAGCCCAGCACGCUUUAGUGCAAUUAUUCGAUGUUAAAACUGUAAGCCACCAUUUUGAAAAUUGUACUUUUACUAUUUCGACAAAAAAAUGUAAUUUAUAAGUUUUUUCCUCGCAAGUGUGUUGAAAAACGUCGUAUAAAACGCGUGUGUAUUGGUCAUUACCCACAUCGGCUUUCUUAUUGCGCGCUCGCUUAAAGCUCGCGCGCACAAUAUCGCCUCGUGUGUAAUGACCAACUUAGCACACUUGUAUCAUAAUGUACUAUCCAUAUUACAUAUAUAUGUAUAUAUGUAGGUAAUCCAGGGGGUCGCGCAACUCCCGCGCAGUUUAGGUAGCUCUGCAUGGCUCAGGGUAGUCGCUGAUAUACACCGUGUUUUUUUUAUUUGCGUUAAUUUCGAGGGUGCAUUCCUGAGCUUAAAUUAAAUAACUUUCUCAAAGAUACCGAUAUUCUAACUAACUCCAUUUCGGAGAUAAUCAAUCAUAAUUUUUUAUAUCAUAAGGCCCUUACGAGCGUGUACACUUGCCUUAGGGCCUGUUUACUUAUUGAUUAGUGUUUAGUGCGAGUUCAUACAUUUGCUACUAAACGUACGUACUAUCUCGGACGAUCGAUGUUAGAAAUGACAUUGAUAUAUCACAGUUUUCAAUUGUUUGGUCGAGUUAAAUGUAAUGCCCGUGUUACAACAACGCUAUAUGCAACAUUUAGUUACUUUUUAUAAAAAUAGUAAAACAAAACAAAAAAAAAUUUUUUUUUGAAAAUUAACUAUGCCAUUUAGUUUCCUUAAACGUACUUACCGAAACCCCGGAGUUAACGCAAUUCAAUAAAAACACGGUGUAUAUUAUAGAAAUAAGGAUACUAGCAAGUAAUUAAGUAGAUGUAACAGAACGUAUUCAUGAUGGCCGGUAUCAUCAUCGUUCGUCUCAUUCGUUUUUAGUUUAUUUCUUAUGUGAUCAUGACUCGUUCUUUACUCUUCUUGUUCGGUAUCCAUCAGUAUCCUCCUAUUACUAUUUCUAGGACUACUUAUUCUGUAACUAGCCUCUCUCUUAAUAAGUCUUAUUCAUUUAUCGUCACGGUAUCUCAAGUCACAUUCGUCGCUUGUCUCAUUUGUUUUUUUUUUUUCAACCCAUAUAUUUAUUCGCCAAACAAUGUUUAACACGUUCGGUGCUGGUCACAUUCGUAAUUCUCGUCUCUUUUUGGUUGCAUUCUGUGUUCGUCACGUUAAUGUUUCGUCUCAUUCGCUAUCUGUGACUACCGUUUCUUUCACAUCACUCUUAUAUUAUCAUGAACCUAUUGCAAAUAGCAUUUACAAUACCUAUUUAAUACCAUGUUCAUAUAUAGUAUAAUGAAAGGAACAAGUAGAAAAUGAACUAGAAGAAUUCUAAAUAAGGGUAAAAAAUGAGAGUGACGAAAACGUAUGUGACUAAAGAUACAAAAAACGACGUAUAAAAAAACGAAUAUUUAAAACAUAUUAGGAGAAAGACGACUAACAGAAUUUGUCGAAAAAAUAUAAUGCUACCUGCGUAGACACACUGGCAACAUCCCACCUCCAACGGACUAAUGUAAACAAAACGUAACAAAUAUAAGAGCACCAUUUUGUACCAUUUGGCGUUGAAACUAAAUCCAUGGGGUCCCAGCGCGCACAAGUUUUUUGGAGAAAUCACGAAACGUCUGGUUGACGUAACUGGUGACCGAAGAGCCGGCGGCUUCCUCGCACAACAAAUCAGUAUUGCGAUACAAUGAGGAAAUGCCGCCAAAAUCCUUGGUAUAAUGCCUCAAGGGCCUAUUUUAGAUAUAAGCUAGUAAUAGUAAUCCUCUGUAUAUAUCCAUUAUGUAUAUUGUUAUUGUAAAUUUGCUCUGCGUACUGACAUGCUGGAAUGGAAGCGAAAUCGUUGCGUGCUCGCGGCGAUAUCGUUGCGCACUCGCGGCGAACUCGUGGCAAACUCGCUGCGCUCGCUUCGCUUUCAACUGGCUCACAAAUCGCAAGUGUGAUAAGGCCCUAAUAAGAGGAGCGACGAUGAUACCCCUGUGUUAAAUGCCAGGUCUUCUAACAUCUUGACCGUUAAGGAUGGGUGUUAUAUUAUGUAGGUAUGUAUGUUGGUAUUUAAUUUAGGUACAUUCCACGAAUUUGAAUUCUAGGUCAAGUUUAUCUUUGUAUUUACAUUACUUACUCGUAUAUUAUAUGCAUACCCUCAUGGCAUUACAUUUAUAUUGUAAUUAUGACCGGAUCAAAAUGGUCCAAUAAUCAAAUCGUUAAAUGUACCGAAUUAAAACUUUUAGAAGGUAAAUCGAUGUAAUAAUUAUAUUCAGUGGACAAACCUACAUGUAAACAGUGCAAUAUUAAUUUAUUAUAAAUAUUAGUGAAUGUAAACACGGACAGUUGAUAUGUAAUGUAAAUAUUAAUACUUUAUGAUUAUUAAAAAAUAAAUUCCUUUAAUUUA